Molecule: messenger RNA, 4927 nt
Organism: Chlamydomonas reinhardtii
Lineage: Eukaryota; Viridiplantae; Chlorophyta; Chlorophyceae; Chlamydomonadales; Chlamydomonadaceae
Exons: 5
Coding region: 145-4608 (1487 amino acids)
Source: RefSeq, a predicted model, not a curated record
CUAUACCCUUUAAAGCUGUCAUGGAGAGACGAGUGAACAUGGAUGUCGCGCCAACUCCUUGCUAGCAGCGCGUCAAUAGAAUCAUUUCGAUCUAUAUACGCAUCAUUUCGGCGACUCAAAUUGCAAUGGAAAGGCCAAUCUUGCAUGGGCUGUCCUUCGCAUGGACGAUUAUCAGGCAAUCGCAGUUCGCACAGCCAGAGCGGAGUCGCUGCGACACAAGAGCACGUUCCAGUGGGAGAUGAUGGCGAUGGCCGUCUGGUCUCGACACACCUCGAGGCCAGCCUGCUGCUCCGGCAACUGCACGAGAGCAUCCCGCCGCUCCCAACCACCGACACAUGGGCGCGGGUUCGCAGGCGGCUGCAGCAAGCCGGUCUAGCGGGCGCAACAGAUGCCGCCGUCAUACGUAAGCCCCGACCGGCGCCAGGCACUCCCGCUGCCGGUAACCCCGGGGCACAGCAGCAGCCGGGCCAGGCGCUGGCGGAGGCCGGAGGUGGCCGGCGGCCCCGACAUGAGUCCGACGGCGAUGUGAUUGUGGGCGCCGUGACCUCGCUUCUGUCGCGCGGCGGCGCCCUCGCGACACCCAUGGACGAGCCACCUGUCGCUGCGGUGGCCGCUUCUGUAGCAGGGAGCGGCGCCAGGCGGCGAGACAGCGGCAGCGCGCCUGCCGGCACCAGCCCCAGCAGCCUCAGCCCCAGCGCCAGCAUCAGGCGGGACCGGGAGCUGCGCGAGUGGGCGCGCUACAGCCUGCCUGAGCUGCUACUGCUGCUGGCUCGGCUGCGGCUGCCCAGCCCGCCCAAGCUGGAGGUGGCGCUCACGCUGUGCCUCCGCCGCGGCCGCCUGCCCUCGCCGCCGCCAGACGCCUGGCAGCACCUGGCGGCGGCCGCAGGCAUGAGCCGAGGCACGGCGCGGCGGCGCGGCGGCGGGCGCUUCGAGCUGACGGCGGCGCCGCCGCCGCCGCCGGCGUUCCGGCUGGCGGCGGCAAUGGCGGCGCUGCGUGUGAGCAGCCACGAGGCCUGGCAGGUGCUGGCGGAGCGGCACCUGCUCAUGGCGGCGGCGUCGCCGGCGGCAUCCGGGGGCGACGGCGAAGGUGGCGGCAUGGCGGUGUACGGAGCCUGUGAGGCGCUGACGGGCUUGCCUGAUGGGACGGGCGGUGGCGGCGGCGGCGUGAUACGGCCGCUGGUGGCACCGCCACCGGCUUGGGCGCCUCCGCCGCCUGCGCCCGUGCUUGACUACUUGACAGGCGACCAGCUUGCAUACCUGGCGGCGUCCUUUGCGACGGCCGGCGGCAGCGGCGGUGGUGGCGGCGGUGGCAGCGGUGGCGGUGGAGGGGCAGGUAGCGGUGGCGGGGGCGCGGGCGGCUGCUACCACCCAGUGGAGCUGUUCAGCGCGAUCUCCCACCGGCUGCUGCCCGCCGUGCCGCGGCUGCAGUCCGGCGCACUGGUCCGCGCGCUGCACGCCUUCGCCGCCGCCCGCCACCACGACCCCCGACUGCUGGCGGCGCUGGCGGCGGAGGUGCGCCGCCGCGCCGCCGCCGGCGGACACCACGCCGGCGUCGCAGCGGAGGAGGAGGGCGAGGGCGAGGCGGACGGCGGCGGCGACAUGGCGGCGGGCGCGUAUGACGUUGGGGGAGGCUCAGAGCGGGCAGCGGGUGCCUGGGCCUCACCCGGCAGCGGGCGCAGUGGGAGCAGUAACAGCAGCAGAAGUGGCAGAAGCAGCACCGGCACGAGCAAGAGUGGCGGCCUGCUAGCGAGCUUGUUUGGUGGCGGCCGUAGCGGUGACAGUGGCAGUAGCAGCGGCGGCGGCCGGGCAGACCGGCUGCACGUGGCGGCGUCGUGGCUGCAGCUGCAGGACCUGUCGCGGCUGGGGGAGGCGGCGGCGGCGCUGUGGGCACAGCCGCCGCACGGCCGCCUGGGGGCUGUGACCGGGGGCUUGGGCGGCGGCGGUGGCGGUGGGGCUGAGGGCGGGCUGGGUGAGGAGCUUAUGGCAGUGGUGGUGGUGGGUGCUGAGGCGGUGGUGGCGCGGCGACUGGCGCCCCUGCACCGCCGCCUACAGCUGCAGCAGCAGCAGCAGCAGCGCCCGCGGCAGCCGGCGGUGCAGGGCGAGGCGGGCGGUGCUGCUGCCGCCGCCGCUCCUCCCGCCGCCGCCUCCGGCACCGCUGUUCCGCUGACUGUGCCCCAGCUGAGCGAGGCGCUGGCGCCGGCGCUGACACUGCUGGGGGCGCUGGUGGCGGCGGCGGGAGCAGGCGGCGGCAGCGGGGGCAGCGCCACAGCUGCAGCGGCGGCUCGCGCUGCCGCCGCCAUUUCGUCUAGGCAUGUCCUGCCGUUGCUGUCUGCCGCUACGGCCGCUACUACUAGCGAUGGCGCUGACGCUGCUGGUGCUGGGGACGGUGCCGGCGCGCUGGCCGCCGCCUGUGGCUGCCUGACGCCGCCGCAGCUGCUGACACUGCUGGCGGCGCUCCUGCCCGGGGCGGCAGGCUCGGGCGUACUGCGCGGCGCACAGCACCCCUACCCCCUGCCGCCGGCCUUCUCCAGGAACCCCGCCACCGUCAGCGCAGGCGGUGGUGGCGGCGGCAGCGGCGGCUCCCGCGGGGCGCUGGCGGGCCGGGUGCUGGCAGUGGUGGGCGCACUGCGGCGCGCCGCCGACCCCUGCACCGUCCGCGGCGCCGCGCAGGUGCUGGCGGCCUGGCACCUGCUGGCGGCGGCGCGGCUGGCGGCGGCGGCGGCGGCGGUGCCCUCGCCAGGGGCAGGCGGUGACCGCGCCGGCGGCGGCGAGGACGGCGACGAUGUCGUUGAGGUGCUGCGUGCGGCGGCGGCGGAGCUCCUGCCGUCGUUGGCGGCGUGUGCGGUGGCGGUGGGCGGCCAGCACCCCGCACUGCUGGGCAGCGGCUGGGAGGCGGCGCGGCUGGUGGUGGGCUGUGCGGUGCUGGGGGCGUACGACUCCGCGGCACUGGACGCGGCGGCGGCGGCGCUGGUGGCGGCGCUGAAGGGCGGCAGUGGCAGCGGCGGAGGCGGUGCGGCAGGGGUGGCGGGGGCGGGCGGCAUGCUCGGCCUGCCGGCGGCGGCAAUCGGGCAGCUGUCGUGGGCGGUGGGGCACCUGGGGUACGGCAAUGAGCAGCUGCUGGCGGCGCUGCAGGCCCAGGCACUUGCCCGCAGCGCCCCCCCGCUGGCUGUGAGCGCCACCGAGGACGUCCUGUUCCGCCGCGCCGCCGCCCGACCCCCGCCGCCGCCCCUGCUGACACUGCACGGCCAGGCCGGGGGCCCGGGGACAGCAGCAGCGGCCGCUGCGGCAGGCGCAGCCGCCCCAUCUGCAGCAGCAGCUGCUGCUGCUGCCACCGGAGGCAGUGGCAGUAGCAGCGGUGUGGGUGUGGGGCCGCUGCUGGGACCUCUGGAUCUGGCGGACGUGGUGUGGGGGUCGGCGGUGAACGGCUUCAGGAGCAACGGCGGCGCCGAGCUGCGGGAGCUCUACCUGCGGGCUGCCUCCGGCGGUGUGGUGUCCAUUGACGACGGCCGCUGGCUGCGUCUGGCGCAGAGCCACGUGCUGCUGCUGCUGGGCGCGGCGGGCGGGCUGGGCGAGGCGGCGGCGGCCAGCCUGCACAGCGCCUGGUUCAACGCGCUGGGGUACGCCUGGGAGCACCAGGCGGUGCGGCCCGGCGGCGAGCUGGCCGGCCCCAGCGGCACCCCGCCCCACCCGCACGCCGCCGCCUGGAGGGCGCAGGUGGCGGCGGCGGCGGCACAGCUGCUGGCGGCAGCAGCCGACACAGCGGCCGGGGCGGGCGCUGAUGUGGGGGCCCGCGGGGGCAGUGACCAGGCGCCGCCAGGGCGCGCCAGCCGACAGCGGCGGAAGCAAGGUGACCCGGGUCAGGCAGAGCCGCAGCCGCAGCAGCAGCAGCAGCCGCACCAGGACGGGCGAGGGCUGCGGGCGGAGGAGGUGGCGGCGCUGCUGGAGGUGGCGGCCGCCAACUGGCGCCUGCAGCCGCAGCCGCGGGCGGUGCGGAUGCUGCCGCCCUCGGCCGACAUGCGCCUCACAGUGCCGCUCACAGCCACUUGCAACACCAGCAGCAGUGGCAGUGGCAGUGGCAGUGGGGGGUCCGGCGGUGGCGGCAAGCACGGCUGGGGCUGGGGCGGCAGUAGCAGUGGCAGUGGCAGUGGCAGUAGCGGCGCCGUGGUGACGGGUCUGGGGGCCGACCAGCUACUGCUGGCUCUAGAUAUGGUGUUUAAACACGAUGAGGCGAUCACCACUGCUACAGCCACCUCGGCGGCAGCAGCAGCAGCAGCAGCAGCAGCGGCUAAAUCUACAGCCAGCACCGCCUCGAGCUCCGGAAACGCUUCUAACACGACGUCGGGCGGGGCCAGGAGCGGUGCUGCAGCCACUGCCGGCAGGGGCCCCCACGGCUGUCCGACCACCCACACGAGCCUGGGUGCGGACACGGCGCUGGAGCCCCCGCCCCAGCUACAGCCGCGGCUGCUGGGACAUGCGCUGUGGCGGCGUGCGGUGCUGCGGCAGCUGGGGGCGCUGGUGCGGCCGCUGCGGCAGGCGGAGUGGGAGGCGGCGGCAGGGGACCCGCAUGCGCAGCGGGCGCUGCUGGCGCGGGUGCUGCGCCGGCCUUAGGGCUGAAGGGCUGCAAACCGUAUGGUGCCAGUGAGGCAGUGACAUCGUGACUUGGGUGAUGUGCGCACUGGGCAGUCAGGGCAGUGCUAGUGCCAGUGACCAAUCGUGUGGGGCAGGUCGAGGGAAGGCGGACAGCGUCGUGCACACGUGAUGCGCGAGGAUGGGAUACACUGCACCGUGCCGGCCCGCCAGUGGUGCGUGGGAACCGCAUUGUAGCAUGCGUGAAGCUCGAUAUGAGGUCACAGGUCACAGCCAACGUCCAGCUGCUGAAGAAAACGGCGCAUGCCAUUCGGUACAGGGGUCUUAAAGAACCCGCAGG